AUACAUUAUAUGACUCUUCACCCACUAACUUCCUUUAUCUUCAUCGAAGCAAAUUAUUGUUCAUACGGUAGAUCUGCGUUCGAGUUCAAAGCUUUCUUUCUACAGCAAAGAAAAUGGAAGCUCUCCUUUCCCAAUUCACCUUCCUAUCAGAUCAAGCUUUACAGGACAAGAACUUCGAUCCAUCGGCCAUUGAAGACCUAAUGAAGCUCUUCGAGAUCGAGACUUACCAGGCAUGGACGGCCAUGGAGCUGGAACAGGAAGAGCAACUAAAACAAGCCGAGAUAACCAUGCAGGAAGCCGAGGACUACCUCGACUCGGUGAUGGAGACGGCGAUGGACGAGUUCAGGCGGUUCGAGGAGGAAAUGGAACGCGAUUCGAAGGACGAAGCCGACGGCCUAGAAGAUGCGGCGGAGAAGGCUAGGAAGAUGGGGAAUUUGAUGGAGAAAGGAGCGACUAUUGCCUCUAAAUUAUACGUUGAGGCGGCUAUGAACUCUGCUACUGCUUCCAUGAAAUCUGCUUUCAAGGGGCUUUCCACCAACAAGGUCCAUCCUUCAUGAAAAAAAACCUAUUUAUGUUGUUUUCUUCUGUGAUUUACGUGUAUGAUUUAAAAGGGACCUUACGGGGGUUUCUAUGAAUUCUGUUUUGUAAUCCAUGAACUGGGUUUCAAGUUUUUCAUGUGUUGCGUUUA
This is a messenger RNA of Hibiscus syriacus, 688 nucleotides long. RefSeq lists its product as uncharacterized. Lineage: Eukaryota; Viridiplantae; Streptophyta; Magnoliopsida; Malvales; Malvaceae. The record is from RefSeq and is a predicted model, not a curated record. Bases 114 to 557 code for a protein of 147 amino acids. The transcript has a single exon.